AUGCAAGAUGAAGCUUCUAUGUCACUGGUCCUUGGGACUCCUUUCCUUACAACCGUGGGAGCAAUGUUUGAUUUUCGCAAGGGACAAGUCUCUUUCUCUGAAAUCAAGAAGAAGGUCUUCUAUCCUGGCGUUCCUACUGAAACCUCAUGUUGUACAACCAUCUACAGUGAGGAGAGAGCAAUUUUAGACCCUGGAGAUGACAUUAAAAGGUCACAAGACGUUCCUCAAGAAGCUCUCUACAUUAGGUCUUAUGACAUUUACAAGCCGGCACAAGGUGAAUGCCAAGGUGUUUCAAGUGAUAGUGGUUCAGUUUUGGCUCCUAAAGAUCAUCAUACAUGGGAUGUUUUCAAGCUUGAGACACGUCCUAGAGCACCACCAAGACCAGCACCAUCCGAAUCUCCUUGGUAUAGACACAUUGCCAACUACCUUGCUGCUGAGCACCCACCACCUCAAUUCUUUGGCUACAAGAAAAAGAAGUUCUUAAGGGAUGUUAAAAGGUACAUCUGGGAUGAACCUUGUCUUUAUAAAGUUGGAGCUGUUUUUGGCCAGAAGAUUGACGAGAAGGUGAAUGUAAUCUACUAUGCUAGCAGAACUAUGGAUGAUGCUCAAGUCAAGUAUGCAACCACUAAGAAGGAGCUCCUUGCUGUUGUCUUUGCCUUUGAGAAAUUUCGCAACUACUUGGUUGGAUCCAAGGUGAUUGUCUACACAGAUCAUGCUGCUCUUAGACACAUCUAUGCUAAGAAGGAUACAAAACCCAGGCUUAUUGGAUGGUUUUUGUUGAAAUAUUGA
This is a messenger RNA of Microthlaspi erraticum, 789 nucleotides long. The record is from the annotation of a GenBank genome assembly. Lineage: Eukaryota; Viridiplantae; Streptophyta; Magnoliopsida; Brassicales; Brassicaceae.